Molecule: messenger RNA, 349 nt
Organism: Symbiodinium sp. CCMP2456
Lineage: Eukaryota; Dinophyceae; Suessiales; Symbiodiniaceae
Source: the annotation of a GenBank genome assembly
GACAGAGGACUUGGAGAAGAAGAAAGAGCUUCGUGUGAAGUUCCAGUCCAAGAUCCUCCUCCUGGACACGAAGCUACGUGCAGGAGAAAAUGUCGGUGCCUCGGAGGCAGUCACAAUGCCAUGGCCGGACUGGCAGGCUCUGCUGGCGAAGCACCGAGCCGCUGCAGCUGCUGCAGGUUUGCCGCUGAGGCCGGAGCUGCCUGGCGAGGAGGCAGAGCCCGGCGACUCCCUGGCGGUCUUCCAAGAAGUCUCGCCGGGGGGCCAGGAGCCCGCAAGCUCCGUUUCGGAGCAGGUGCAGUUCACGGCCAACGAGACGGUCUACCUCAGCAGCCGAAGAGGGGUCAAGGGA